UCCAGCGGAGAGAAUGUGGCAUUCGCGGUUUGGAGGGAAAAGCCGGAGGAACAUUGGCUUCAUAAGUGUAGACUCGUAUAAAGUAUUAAAGUCAUAAAAUACGCACAAUUUUAUGUCAGUUAUGUGUGCGGAGUAAACAGUAAUCUGGUACACUUGGAAGCUACUACUGCUGGAUGAAAAGCCGAAAGGAAAGCGACAGUACUUUUCUGGAAUAUCAACAUAAGGAACACUUCUCCAGCUCGUCCUCCAAGCUGCCACCCACCGUGGUGUUUAAAUUCGGAGGUUGAAAAGUUUCUUGGACAUUACACUAAAAUAGGCUCUUUUUCCUGACCCCAUAAGCCUCUAGACACAGCAACAGUACCUCUACAAACCUCCAACCCUUCUGCUGGACCCUGGAAAUAAGUUCUCCCCCCCAAAUAAAUACUGAAGCAUAUAAAAGUCUGAGCAGGAAAAUAAGCAGCAGAAGAGUUUUUCCAUCUCGUCAGGCUCAGAAGAAACACAGAGGAGAGAGGACUUCGUGUCUUGGGCUGUUUUUGUGCUUUCCGCUGAGUGUCACGGAGAGGAAGCGGAGAGCCUCACCUGAUGCAGGUUCAUGUCACCGGUGCUCAGCAUGAGGCUUUGAGGAGGCUGCAGGGUUUGAAAUAAAGCCGGCUGAAACGCGAGGGUGGGGUGGAGCAUGGGGAAGGAGCAGGAGCUGCUGCAGGCAGUGAAGAGCGGAGACCUGCCGUCCACUCAGAAGCUGCUGGCCAAACUCAAAACCAACAGGAAUAAGUUGCUGGGCUCCACCAAGAGACUGAACGUGAACUACCAGGACUCAGAUGGGUUUUCGGCCCUGCACCACGCUGCUCUCUCUGGGACCACAGAGCUGCUCUGUGCACUGCUGGAGGCUCAGGCCACUGUGGACAUCAAGGACAGCAACGGAAUGCGUCCGCUGCAUUACGCAGCCUGGCAAGGAAAAGCUGAUUCUGUCCUGGUGCUGCUUCGCUCUGGAGCCUCAGUUAACGGGGUUUCCCUUGACGGACACAUCCCUCUGCACUUGGCAGCCCAGUAUGGACACUAUGAAGUGUCUGAGAUGUUGCUGCAGCAUCAGUCCAACACAUGUCUGAUCAACAAGGCCAAGAAGACCCCUCUGGACCUAGCCUGUGAGUUUGGAAGAGUCAAGGUGGCACAACUGUUGCUGAGCAGUAACAUGGUCGGGUCGUUGCUGGAAGGAGAAAGGAAGGAGCCAACAGAUGCGGCCUUCACCACCCCGCUGCACCUCGCCGCCCGCAACGGGCAUAAAGAUAUCAUAUGCCUGCUGCUGAAGGCUGGCAUCGACAUCAACAAGGCCACCAAGUCUGGGACGGCUCUGCACGAAGCUUCUCUGUACGGGAAAACAGAAGUGGUCAGGCUUCUGCUGGACGCCAGCGUGGACGUGAAUAUCCGAAAUAAUUACAACCAGACGGCGCUGGACAUUGUCAACCAGUUCACCACCUCCCAUGCCAGCAAGGACAUCAAGCAGCUGCUCCGAGAUGCGACGGGUGUUUUGCAGGUCAGGGCUCUGAAGGACUACUGGAACCUGCAUGAUCCCACCGCCCUCAACAUUCGAGCCGGAGACAUCAUCAUGGUGUUGGAGCAGCACAUGGACGGACGCUGGAAGGGCCACAUCCAUGACAUCCAGAGAGGGACAGACAGAGUCGGCUUUUUCCCUCCGUCCAUUGUUGAGGUCAUCAGCAGAAGGAAUGUAGGGGGCACCCUGUCCCGGCACGCCUCUCUGCCCACCCAGCGCCAGCAGCUGCUAUCCAGAGCCCCACUCUCCUCCAGCCUCAGCCCUGCCCCUCAGACCGACGACUCCUACACACUGUAUGCUCCUCCCACCCACAUCGUGCUGCCGCUAGCCAACGGCCUCACUACCAACACAGGUCCGUCUUCAAGCCGCCUGUCUCGGUCCGGAUGUCCCUUUGAGGACAUCUGGGUUCUUAGGGACUCAUGUAAUGCUGGCGACAGAAACAGCGUGGGGAGCACCGGCAGCGUAGGCAGCACCCGCAGCGCCGGGAGUGGACAGAGCACCGAAAGCAACAACGCACCCAAUGGACUCCAGCACCACAGCGGUCACCAUGACAAUGCCAGCAAGCCAGCACCCCCUGCUGUUGAUUCUGGACACUCAGACUUUGGCAAACAGCCUGAUCCUGCAGGUGGGGCUCCUCGGCGGCAGACAGUGACGGUGCACAGACCUGCAGAGCAGAGUUUCUCUCAGCAGUUUGUUCAUCCUCAGCAGCUGCUGGAGGGGAAGGAUGCAGAGGCCAUCUGUCAGUGGCUGAGCGAGUUCCAGCUGGAGCAGUACACUGGGAACUUCAUCAACGCUGGCUACGAUGUACCGACAAUCAGUAGGAUGACUCCUGAGGAUCUGACCGCCAUUGGAGUGACCAAACCAGGCCACCGCAAGAAAAUCUCCAUUGAGAUCAGCAACCUGAACAUCCCAGAGUGGCUGCCAGAGUACAUCCCAUCUGAUCUGGGCGAGUGGCUUAGUGCCAUCGGCCUCCCACAGUACCUCAAAAAACUCUCUGAGAAUGGCUAUGACUCCAUCAGCAUUGUCAAAGACCUGACAUGGGAGGAUCUGCAGGAGAUCGGCAUCACCAAGCUGGGACACCAGAAAAAACUGAUGUUGGCGGUCAAGAAGCUGUGUGACAUCCAGAGGGCCAUCCUUCAGGCUGAAUUAGGUCAAGGCACGCUGCAGCACAAAGGCCCCGGAGCCCUCCACCUGGUCACCAUCGAGCCGCCAGAUGCUGGAGGUGAAUGCUCUUCACCUCACACGCCAAAGAUGCUGACCUUCCAGGACAGCGAGCUGAGUGCCGAGCUGCAGACAGCCCUGUGUAGCCACUACGGAGGCCCUGAGGACAGUUUGGCCAUAAAGAAAGUAGUGGGGAUGUCCCAUAGCCAGGAGAGCAUUGACACUCGGUCAGGAGGCUCAGGCCGCUCCCAGGAGCCUCCCACAGCCUCCAUCACCCCCCACAGCUGGUCGCAGGAGAACCUGAACAGCAGCCCUGCAAAGGUGAGGAACCUCCCAGAGGGCUGGGACCAGAGGCCUUUGCAGCAGCAGCUGCCGCACAAGCAGGUGCCUCUGGGUACAGCCACUGUGUUUAAGUACCCGGCCAUUCCAGUCAAGCCCAAACUGUCUGGGUCUCAUGGGCCAUCCCCACACAGCUCCCCAGCACUGAAGGGUUUCAGCUACCUGCAUAGUCAAUCUGGCUCCACAAACCUGAGCUCAUCUCCCGGGUCUGAGAACCACACUGUGAUGCAGACCAGGAAGCGCACUCAGGGCGUGACUCGCUAUGCUCUGUCAGAUGGAGAGCCAGAGGAGGAUGACGAGGAGCCUGCACUUCCUUCAGGAAACCUACCGUCCUAUGCCACCUUAGCCCGCAAGCCGGGCCGCAGCCAGCUGGCUCGACUACAGUCAAGUCCAGACAAGAGCAGCAACGUGGGACGCAGUCAGUCGUUUGCGGUGCGCUCUCGGAAAAAAGGUCCCCCUCCCCCACCGCCAAAGAGGCUGAGCUCUGUGAGCAGCACCACCAGUGGGGAGCUGAGCAGCAGCAGCACGAUGUCCUCUGUUUGCAGUGUGGUGACUGACAGUCCAGGGAAUGUCAGGAGCAUUACAGCCUCUCUGGAAGGCAGCACAGUGGGGAAGAUCCCCCCAGGAAAAAAAAAAGGGCCGCCUCCAACUUCUCUCAUUUCUGCAGGACAGGAUCCCAGAGAGACUGCAGCAGUGAGGAGGAGAGUGCAGAGUGAGUGUAUCCCCACCCAGAGCAGCAGCCGCACCGAGCCGGACCGAGGGGUGAAGUCUGACUCUGAGGAGGAAGAAUCAAAAGGUCGUGGACUGGAGGGUUCUUCAUCCCCUCAGAACAGCUCCAGUGAGUGCAUCCCCUUUGCAGAGGAGGGCAACCUGACCAUUAAACAGAGGCCCAAAGCUCCAGGGCCUCCCAGGGCUGAGGCUGUGCUGGAGCCUCCAGAGAGAUCAGCAGCCAAGAAUCUGGAGGUGCCCGAGUUUAAUCUGAAGGAGUCGGACACAGUCAAGCGCCGUCACAAACCCAAAGACAAGGAACAGGGAGCAAGUUCCCCCAGCAGAGAGGGAGUGCCUGGAUCAGAGUCCGACAGCAGCAGGCCUCAGUGCCAGAGCCAGGAGGAUGUCAGUCUGAGGAUCAGUGAGGCUGGUCUGGAGACGCCAGGCAGUCCAGCUACAGGGGCCCCCAACAAACCCGCACUCUCACCGAAACCUCCUGCUGUUGCUCCAAAACCUCUCCGCCAGGGUCUGCUAGCUGCACAAGCAGGACUUUCCUCUCCAGCUGUGACCAUAAAUGUGGUUCAAAGUGUGGCCUUUUCCACUCAGUCCUGUUCGUCCUCGCCAGUUCACAGGCCCACGGUGCCCACGGCGGCCCCCUCAGCCUCGGCCUCUCAGAGCUCCUCACUGACAGCGAUGAGGCCUCAGGUGUCUGUGGUGGGCCCGGGCCUCAUCCCCGAGUCGUACAGUGGAAGUGGGGGGGGUCAGCAGACAGCUCUGAUGGCUGUGGAAAGAAAGCUGAACCUGGAGGACAAAUCAGAUUGUGGAGCAAGCACAGUGAGAUCUGCAGGGACCAUUCUGGAUGACAUCGGCAACAUGUUUGACGACCUGGCUGACCAGCUGGACGCCAUGUUGGACUGAGGAGUUUUCUAAAAUCCCUAAAAUGAAAAAAAGAAAUUUGCCGUUGAACCUCAGGAAGUGAACCACAGUAAGAGAAAAAGGGGGGAAAGGAGAGAUGAUAGAGGGAUUUCCCCACCAGCGUUUUACCCCCUGACUCUGAAUUUCCACGGUGGAGACAGAGGAGAUUUCUCAGCCUGAACACCAGCACUUAUUCUCCAGUAUGUUUCCUAAACUGAGUCCUUUACUCACAAAGGAGUUGAAUGUGGCCGUCGAAUUUCCUCGAGUCAGUCCAGCACAGACAGUUUUUACAUUUUAUAUUGUAUCAAAUAUGAAUCAAACAGAGACAGAAGUUGGACCAGUGGUAUAUUAUCAGCCCACAGCAGUGGGUGUUAUUAUUAUUGUUAUAGUUAAAAACUAAUAUUGUUUUAUCUUUUUGACAAGUCCUGACAUCACUUCCUGUCCGGCCUCUGUUCCAGUAGCUCAUUCUGUCUUUGGGUAGAAGUUCCCGGACUUUAUUCUCCAUAAUGUGAGAAACAUGCGGGUUGAUUCAUGAGUUUGAAGGUUCAUCAGACGCCAAAACUCUACACACAGCUUUAUAAUAUUCUGAGAGAGGAACACUAUCACAGAGACAGUCAAUAUUACGCUUAAUGUUGCAAAGUUAUCAAAUAAGAAUGUGGUCUUGUUAGACCAGCGGAACCGCAGCCACUUUGCAGUAAAGUUAAAGCCUUUUUGUUCCCUUUUAAUUGCAUCCCACCAACAUUUUAGCUGUAAACAAGCUGUUCAGUCUCACAGCGUGCCACUGCUGCUCCUUACAGUUAGAAUACAGCACUUACAUGCCAUAUGUUAUUUUUCCUUAUGUCCGUACUGGCUGUGAAGUGAUCCCUUAUUUACAAUGAAGCCUUCAGCAGUCGGAGUUGCCCAUAUCAAGUGGGUAUUUUCUAGUAAUAAACUUGCACGACAACCAGGAUGAAAAUACUGUAUAGCUACGGUAUAUUAAAUAUUUACCACACUUAUAGUAUAUAGGCAUACACAGUGAACCACACACCAUACUGUAACGUUGUGUUUAAAGGCUGCAUGUUUAAUGAGUUGUGUUAUUACAGAUGUUCUUACUGCUGGAACAAAAUCCAGAUGAUCCAGUUUCACUUCAGCUCUGUCUUAACCAUGUCCGAUCAUUUCAAAUUUUACCUGUGUAAUAUUUAAAAAUCCGUUUUAUUCCAAGUGAUCCUAACCCAUGUGUAGUUAGUCUUCCACUCGCCUGUUGCCAGUAUGUCCGUCUUCUUAGAAACUGACCUUUUCUACAGAUAUUUGUGUAUUUAUGAACCUUCUAAACGUGUUCAGUAAUAAUGCCACGUGCAAAGAGAAGAGAUGCAUGUUCAGUUCGUUUCACAUGUGGAUUCCGUCUUUGUAUGUACAAGGGCAGAUAGUGUGACGUGACAGUAAUAUUCAUACAUACUAUUUUUUGAUAUUCAAUUUAGGAAAAUUAGUAUUUAAAUUAGUCAUCUAAAUAUGUAUAUUGUACACUAGAGGUAUAUACAGGAGCAGAAACCCAACCAAAGGACUUUGUACAGAUUCUCUUCAGAUAUUUUCAGAAACAAAAAAAAAACAGACUGAUGAGCUGUUAGCUGCCUUGUUAUUGUUUGUUUAUGAAAUGUUAUGUUUGUGUCCAGCCUGCAGUGUAUGGAUAAAGUUUCCAUAUUUAGCAUGCCAUAAGUGUUUGAACAUGUUUAGUUGGCGAAGAAGACCCUGGUUAACCCUGGUGUGUUGGUUUUGUCCUGUGGCCAUGCGACCUUGUGUGAAUGAGAUGUUCUGUGUUGGACUUUUCCUCUGAGUCUCAGGAACACACCGCUCCUCUGGCUUCUCCUGCUCACAGUAUGGAAGAUAUAAAAAAGAAAUCUAAGAGUAUAUGCAGUCACUGUGGCGUGGUACAAGGAUAAACAUUUGAUAAAACUAAAGUAUUAAGCUUGCCCUUGAAUGACUUUUCCAAAUUCAUAUUUAAUAAACAGUUAUUUCAUUAAAAAAAUUUAUGAACCACAAUAAAACUAAAACUCAGGAUGCUUUUUAAAUAGUAAUAAUUUUAAAGCAUCUUAAUUUGCCCCGAAACAGUCUCAGCUCUACACUAAAAGUAUGUAUGUGCAAUGGGUCAAUCUGCAUCAUAAUGGAGGUGGAUCGUGUGUGUGUCUCCAUGUGAGUGUGCACACUGUAUGUCGUUUUGAUAAUUACUGUUGUUUUCAUUGCCUUCUGCUGUAUCAUUUGUUUAACCAUUAAAUAUCUAUAAUG
Molecule: messenger RNA, 6931 nt
Organism: Monopterus albus (swamp eel)
Lineage: Eukaryota; Metazoa; Chordata; Actinopteri; Synbranchiformes; Synbranchidae
Gene: caskin2b
Product: CASK interacting protein 2
Molecular function (GO): protein binding
Source: RefSeq, a predicted model, not a curated record